UGGGCUGGCUUUCUCAAGAAGCAUCAACACGAACCCAAUACCUAGAUAGGAUGGCUGUCCAGAUAGUACCGAUUUCCCUAGAGCACGCCCUGGAAAACCACUCUAAGGGAAGUAAGAAACCCAGAUUUUUUGACUUCUUUGACGUACUCGGAACAACGGGGUGCUUACUGCAGUGCGCCAUUUUCAGCUCAUGGAGCACACUGUCCCGAGCGGACACUGAAAAGUUGAGAGCAGGAAAUGACAACUUCACCACAAACGGGAAGACGAAAGCUGCUCGAGGAAAGUCUUUCACGUAUGGAGACUUGGACCACUCAGCCCAGAAUGGCUGUGGGAGUUGCAAGGCUCUGAAGAGUAUCCUCAACAUCGCCCUUACAAGAAAUUUUGGAGCAAUUGCUUCAUCUACGGCAUUCCGGUGGAUUGGCAAAUUCAAUGGUACCCUAGAAAUGGACGCUUCCGACGGCAAAGUGUACUAUGCCAGACUCUUCAACGUGGCGGGGUCCAGCAAUGUCUUCCGCCGAAUACAAACCACCAACGGCGUGGCUGGCGAUACCUCUUCUGAAAUAAGCUUCCAGAGAAUCCGGACAUGGAUCAAUGACUGCGAGCUACACAAGAAAUGUGGCACAGGAGAAGAUAUGAAAUUACCUACCAGACUCAUCGAUGUGACUCAGCCCAGGGGUAGGCUUGGAGUCCGCCUGGUAGAUACAUCUGGACAAACAGGCACAUACAUGUGUUUAAGCCACUGCUGGGGAAAGAUCAAGAUCAAGUCCAAGACAGAAAGAGACAGUUUGAAAAGGCGACUCAAUCUGAUACCUUGGUCUUUACUUCCACCCAGUUUCCAACAAGCAGUCGACAUCACGAGGAUACUUGGGAUUCGCUAUCUCUGGAUUGACUCCCUUUGCAUCAUACAAGAUGACAAGAAAGACUGGGAGAAAGAGGCAGCUCAGAUGGUCGACGUAUACCGCAACUCAUACGCGACCAUUUCCGUAAGCUGGUCUCAUGACUCUCAGGGAGGUUGUUACUCGCAGACAAUCCCAAGUCAGUUCUUUCAGAUCACCACCGGAGGUGGUGACGAAUUCAGAGUCGCCUUGAUAACAGGCGAAAAGCGAGACGAGAUGUCAGAAUACGCUAGGGUACAAGAGUAUCUUCCCCUUUUCAAUAGGGCUUGGUGUCUCCAAGAACGACUUCUUUCGCGGCGGAUCAUCCAUUGCAACUAUGGAGAAAUGGCAUUCGACUGUGCUAGCGGGUACUCCUGCGAAUGCGGAGGAGAGCAACACCACAACUGGCACAAUCUGAUUCGACUUUCCGGCACAUACAUACCACUGCGAUCUCGGUCGAAGUACCUGGCACUGCUGAAUAACCCGAUGACAACUUCAAUCACCGCCAUCCCCACCAAGAAUGGUAAAAUCGAUCCUUACGAGAGAUGGCACCGUCUUAUCGGCGAGUACACCUGCCUGAAUCUUACGUUCACUGGAGAUAUGCUUCCGGCACUGUCAGGCCUUGCCCACGAGACUGCUGAAGUAACAAACGAUACCUAUCUGGCUGGUAUGUGGAAGAAGAAUCUUGAACAAGACCUCAUGUGGCGUGUUGUUACCGUGGCGGAUUGGAAGAAGCAACGCUUGAAGAUACUGAAACGAGGAUGGAUCGCCCCGACUUGGUCUUGGGCUUCCACAGGAAGUGGUUGCAAACGACCGUGCUCACACUGGGAUCGGAAGCGACGUUGGACAGAUUGGAUAUACGGCAGGUAUCUACUUUAUGCUCGGGAAGACAAGCGGGAGUUUCGGGAAGAGUGUGCGCCAGUGACUGGUGAGGCACCACUGGAGUUUGGGUCCGCGGAAUCGGAGGCAUUGCACUUUUCUUCCUGCUGAGUUGAUCUACAUCAAAGGAUACGGUUUGGGCAGCAGAAAUGCACGAACAAAAGGGCUAUUGGAGGUAAUUUGCGAUGAUUGGGAUGAAAGGCAGAUCUGGUAUCGAAACGUAUGGGCAGCUGCAAAGCCCGAGACAUCGAUCACAAUCUACUGAUUGUGUAUCGAGA
Molecule: messenger RNA, 2032 nt
Organism: Colletotrichum acutatum
Lineage: Eukaryota; Fungi; Ascomycota; Sordariomycetes; Glomerellales; Glomerellaceae
Product: heterokaryon incompatibility protein-domain-containing protein
Exons: 4
Coding region: 51-1865 (604 amino acids)
Source: RefSeq, a predicted model, not a curated record